Leishmania mexicana MHOM/GT/2001/U1103 is the source of this 1863-nucleotide messenger RNA. RefSeq lists its product as hypothetical. NCBI's taxonomy places the organism in Eukaryota, Euglenozoa, Kinetoplastea, Trypanosomatida, Trypanosomatidae. Bases 1 to 1863 code for a protein of 620 amino acids. The transcript has a single exon. The record is from RefSeq and is a predicted model, not a curated record.
AUGCACACGCUUUUCGCUACCUUUCCUUCAUUCUCCCCGCCAUUUGUUUCUGUUCCUCUUUCUUUUUUGCCGAUUGCGCGUGACAUCGUGCACCACUGCGCGGGUCUUCUGCGUCGACCCAAAGUAUUAAGAAUGAGUGGGGAGUUCUCACUGCUGCAGCACCUCGGCGUCACCGUGGACAGGUGCGAUUCCUCCGCCGAUCGUGCUCCUCCGACGCAUUCAGCGAAGGCGGCUUUUCGGGUGUGGGCACCGACACAGCACCCUCCAUCGAAGUGCGGUACAGCAGAGGAGACGUGCCGGGUACUGGAAAAGAAGCGCAAGGGCGCCCACUCCUCGUAUGCCGAUCCCACCGGAGAGGUGCUUCUACGUCGGAAAAAUGGAGUGGAGGUUGAGUAUGUUGUGUACAACUCCAAGAUUCCAUCGGUCCAUGGUGUCAACAAGCGACUUGCCGAGACGAAGGCUGAGCGGGAGCGCGAGGAGAACUCCCCCUAUGUCAUGUGCGGUCUCGCGCUAGGCAAAGGCGAAGCUGGACAGGAGGAGGCGCGACGGUUGCUGCUGCAGGAACUGCGCCGGUGCAACCAGGAGCAGGCGCGUAUGAAGAAAGAGGAGGGUCUUCGCGAGCGUGCUCGACGCAUAGAACACGAGCGCGCUGUUAUACAGUACAACGCGGGUGAGGCAGCACGUGAAGAGGGGAAUGCGACGCAGAAGAAAAAGAUGGACGGGGAAGCUGUGAGCGAAGCAGCAGUGAAAGCUCUCGCCCUGCGAGAAGAGCGGCGAGCGGAUGCACCUGUGGAGUCGAGAGUUGUUGCGAGUGGAUGGGACGGCAAGGACGAAGAUGACCGCCGGCGCCUCGCCGCAGCGGAGCGCACGCGGCAGCUUGCCGAAGAGAACUUCCGUGCGGCGGAGCAGAGGCGUGCGGAACGCAUGGCGCAGGAGCAGGGAGCGCGCGAAAGGGCGCAAGUGGAGCGCAUGGAACUGCAGAGGCAACUCGCACACGAGCAUGAGAAGGAUCUGGAAAGGCACCGUCGCAACGCUGAGGCGUUGCGAGGUGCACAAGAGGCCGCGCGCGAGCUCCGGUCGAGGGCGGACGCCGCUGAUGCGCACUUAAAAGCGGUGCCGUCGGGGUCGCUUUUCGACGCGGUGGAAAGGCGACAGCGGGAUGAGGCGAUGCGGGCACAGCAGAAGCGGAUGGAAGACAUGGCCGUGAACGUGCGUCUGGCGGCGCAAAAACGAGCAAACGCGCAGGCCGAGAGGGAUAGGGAGCGGCAGUACGCCGCGGAGUAUGCGAAGGCGGAACUGGAGAGCUUUCAGCGUGAAGUGGAGCACGCGCGUCAGAGGCGCCAGCAGGCGCGUCUGGAGCUACAAGACGCAGCAGAGGCGGCUGCAAAGGUUCGACAGGCUCACGCAGACGCCGCGCGACAGCGAGAGCAGUCAAUGGAGCCCCUUCUCUUCUGGCCAGCGGCGCAGUCGCCGGGAGCCGAGAAGGCCAAGAUAGCUGAAAGUCGUCGCUUUCGUGAGGACCUUUGCCGACAAGCCGAAAAAAAGCGCAACGAGCGCGCUCAGGAAGAGGAAGCGGAACGGGCGAGGGAACGCGCACUCAUCGAGUACGAUACCCGAUCAGCGCAGGAGGCUGUAGAGCGUGAGCGCAAGGACACGAGAGAAAAAGCAGAGCACCUCCGGCGCGUUUUGGAAGCGCAGAUUGCACAGAAGCGCAAAGGAACGGUAGGGAGCCGGCAAGCAUGUGCCGCUGUGGAUGUCUCACACGUACCCGCUACAGAGCCGAUGAUACUGUACCGUUGCCCCGUGACUGGAGAGCUUCUGCCUGCCAGCGCUUACGACUUUGGCGUUCAGCGAGGACGGUAG